Molecule: messenger RNA, 504 nt
Organism: Gregarina niphandrodes
Lineage: Eukaryota; Apicomplexa; Conoidasida; Eugregarinorida; Gregarinidae
Exons: 1
Coding region: 1-504 (167 amino acids)
Source: RefSeq, a predicted model, not a curated record
AUGUCGGAGCAGACAGCGUUUUGCGGGAGUCGAUCGGGUGACGGUGGCCCAUCUGUAGUAGACACUCAGGCAGUGCAAGUCACUGACCAAGUGUUCGAUGCUAGUCAAGGGUCCGGUACCGUGUUCGAUGACGACUUUGAAUUGUUACUGUCUAUGCCCGAGCGGGAGAAUUGGAGCAAUACCGGAGCAAACAGCGUUUUGCGGGAGUCUUCGGGUGACGGUGGCCCAUCUGUAGUAGACACUCAGGCAGUGCAAGUCACUGACCAAGCGUUCGAUGCUAGUCAAGGGUUCGGUACCGUGUUCGAUGACGACUUUGAAAUGUUACUGUCAAUGUCAUUGUUGGCAGUGCCUCCCUUGGAACACCACGUCGAUGCCAAAGAAAACAGCAUGCCGCCAAACUCACUGAGUGACGUCACCCAAGCGACAGAUGAGCUGAGCAGUGACUAUCCAGAUCGCAAGGAUGUAUCUUUUGGAGAGAAUUCCAAAUUCGGUUGGGGGCCUUGA